Molecule: messenger RNA, 1549 nt
Organism: Aspergillus heteromorphus CBS 117.55
Lineage: Eukaryota; Fungi; Ascomycota; Eurotiomycetes; Eurotiales; Aspergillaceae
Exons: 5
Coding region: 125-1549 (474 amino acids)
Molecular function (GO): heme binding; oxidoreductase activity, acting on paired donors, with incorporation or reduction of molecular oxygen; iron ion binding
Source: RefSeq, a predicted model, not a curated record
CUGAUAUUUCUUUCUUAAACUGGCUUCUUGCAGGUCAGUCAGCAUGUGAACUCCAGUAGAUCGUUUUGCUCAGGCUUGCUUCCGUGUGGCCGAGAACCUUCAUCAAUCGACAAACCAAGCAAUAAUGAAUAUGGUGCGACAGUCUCUCGAGGGCAUUUCUCCCCAAUAUUGGACCUGGGAGCGGGCGUUGACUGCGGUCAUCUCUAUUUCGCUUCUCGUCUUCUGCCUGUCCAUCUCCUACGGAUCUCUCCGCAAACCCGAAGUCGUCAUCGACCAAACAACCGGCAAAGAGCUGAAGCGCCCUUCCACUCUUCCAUCCUCGGCCACAGCAUCUGAGUCUGCGCGAUGGACACCAGCUGAUGCUCGCCGCAGCGUAAAACAUCCUCAAUCCCAGCAAAGCAUCACUGACACGGGCCCAAACAGGGCAUACAUGGACCGCCUCGUCCCCAUCCGCGUCGCAUUCCCCGGUUUCACAAACUAUAUCAUCUCCGGCCCGGAGUCCAUGUUCUCCUACUUCAGAAAAUCGCGCGACCUGUCCACCACAAGUCGCAGCUUGGUCGAUCUUGACUCCUACAUCGGAUCCGACUGGAUCGAACACCACGAUCUCAACGGAGGCGUGGAAAAGCGCGUCUUCGAGGCUACGGUCCGCGCGCUCUUCGGCGACCACAUUCUCACGGCGAACCCCACCCUCGCGGACGACUUCUGGCACUACGAUCUCUACAUCGGGCCGCUGUUCAUGGGUGCCCCGCGGUGGUGGAAUCCAGCCGCGUACAGGGCGCAAUGGGAGCCUUUCUAUGGCAGUAGGUUCAUCCGCGACAGACAGAAUCUCCUCACCAAACGCGGCAUUCUCGAUGAGACUGCUCGAGCUGCGGAGAAUUUCGCCUUCAUGUGGGCAACAAACUCCAACUCUGUCAUCGUAUCAGUGUGGUGUGUUCUAGAGAUUCUCCAAGACGUCACCUUGAAGGAGAAAGUGACCUCCCUGUUACCCUCUCUUACAACACCCCCAACCCCAGAAAUCACUACCCCCAACACCCAAAUCCCCACCUUCACCCUCCCCGUCCUAACCUCCAACCCCCUCCUCCAACCCCUUCCUCCAAUCCAUCUACGCCCCAAUUUCUCCUUCCGCGGCUACCACAUCAAGCAGGACAAAGUCCUCAGCAUCUCUACUCUUACCGAAUCCCUCGACCCCGAGAUCUGGAGUACCGGACCCACUGAGCCCCCGCAUCCCCUCAACACCUUCUGGGUGGAGCGGUUCCUCGUGAACCCCGCCGACGCAGAGAGCGGGCCUGCCAGGUCCCGGAAGGACAGGAAACGGACUGCUGGUUCGGAGCCAUAUUUCUCGCUAGAUGGGUUAGCGGGCUCAUGGAUUCCGUAUGGUGGGGGGAAGAGCUUUUGUCCCGGGAGACAUUUUGCGAAGAGGGAGAUUCUGAUGACUGCUGCGGCGGUGCUAGGGACGUUUGAGAUUGAGCUGUUGGACACAGGGAAGGAAGACAGAAGACCGGAAGGGAAUAUGCGGUAUUUUUGGGUUUGGGACCAUGCCGUUGGAUAG